Messenger RNA from Daphnia pulicaria, 716 nucleotides. RefSeq lists its product as uncharacterized. Bases 42 to 632 code for a protein of 196 amino acids. Lineage: Eukaryota; Metazoa; Arthropoda; Branchiopoda; Diplostraca; Daphniidae. The transcript has 5 exons. The record is from RefSeq and is a predicted model, not a curated record.
GUACACGAUCACGAAGUGUAGAGCUAACUGGAGUACGAACAAUGGCGAUUUCAUAUCCUCGUUUAAGCCCCAGAGGACUUAGAGGUCUUUCCAUAUUCAAUAUCAUUCUUUGGGUAUUCUCAAGCGUCCUGACGAUUGCGAUAGUGAUUCGUUACUCAAACUUUGGUCAAGGGCCCGACUACAACAACAUUGGUGGACUGGACUACAUUUUCGCUGGAAUUUGGGCAGGUUGGUUUUAUGGUGUUGCUGGAAUCGUCGGCAUAUUCGGAAGUUACGAGCGAAAGCGAGUACAAUUGCUGACGGUUGUGACUUUCAACGUUUUGUCUCUGGUCGGAGCAAGCAUCUCCGGAUGCAUCGCCGGAAUUAUCGGAUUUUACAUUAUUCGUAAAUUUAACGAAAUAUGUUACCCGUCCCUUCUACUUGCUUAUGACACUUCUGAUGAAGACUGUACGGUCUGGAUGAGUCUCGAGUUCGCGUUGUUAGCAUUUAGCACAAUUGCUUUCUUCGUCAAUCUAUCGUGCUUAAUAGUUACCCUUGUGGCAAUCUGUGGUCCAAAAAAGAGCACCGGAUUGGUGCGAAUGGAGGUUGGAAAUCCCGCCUACGAUUUUAAGCAAAGAAGGCCGAGUGCAUAGCAAAUCUGAUAUUGUCCCAAUUGUACAAAGUGUGCUGUGAAGAUUUUAAAACCUGUUACUAAAUAAUAAAAUAAUUUCAAUUAA